Hemicordylus capensis (graceful crag lizard) is the source of this 3498-nucleotide messenger RNA. Its product is annotated as adiponectin-like. The record is from RefSeq and is a predicted model, not a curated record. Bases 275 to 1030 code for a protein of 251 amino acids. The transcript is spliced from 3 exons. Gene Ontology annotation, molecular function: protein binding. NCBI's taxonomy places the organism in Eukaryota, Metazoa, Chordata, Lepidosauria, Squamata, Cordylidae.
UCUCAGAUAUAGCAAUCUGCUUUUGAUAAAUGCCUUUCUGAAUAGAACAUAAUUAAAAGUAUUCCAAAUUAAGAACAAAAUAGGAAAACAGAUGGGAAAUACCUAGCAUUAAUUAGGCACACAGCAGCAGAUGGAAAGGACAGCAUCUUAACUGACAGUUCCACGUGUCUCUCUGAGAUAACUUAUGCAGUGAUCAAACUAUUCUUUCCACUGCCUUUCUGAAGUGACUGCUAACCACUCUGGACAUCACCUCCCAACUGUUCCAGGUUCCAAAAUGAAGCACGUGUCAAGUUUCCUCUUUUGCUCACUGGUGCUGCUGGUGAAACUUUGCUGUUAUCUUGAAGUAGCUGCUCAAGAAGAUACUCAGCCCCCUAGGGGAUCCUGUGCAAACUGGAUGGCAGGAGCUCCAGGUUACCCAGGCCACAAUGGAAUUCCAGGGAGAGAUGGACGAGAUGGGAAGGAUGGUCAAAAGGGGGAGAAAGGGGAUCAAGGUGCAACUGGCCCAAAAGGAGACAGUGGAAAUCUAGGAGCUAUUGGUGCCGAAGGCCCUCGAGGAGUAGCAGGACUAAAUGGACUCCCAGGAAUGAAAGGGGAAAAAGGUGACAGUGCCAGCAUGUAUCGAUCUGCCUUUAGUGUGGGUUUAACCACUAGAGUCCCCCACCCCAGCAUUCCCAUCAAAUUUUCAAAGGUCUUCUACAAUGAGCAAAAUGCCUAUGACACAACAACAGGGAAGUUCCGGUGCAGCAUCCCCGGCGUGUACUAUUUUGCAUACCAUCUUACUGUGUAUGUGGCAGAUGUUAAAGUCAGCUUGUACAAAAAGGACAAAGCAAUAAUAAUCACCUAUGACCAGUUCCAGACAAACAAUGUUGACCAGGCAUCUGGUUCUGUUUUGCUCCAUGUGGAAGCUGGGGAGGAAGUGUGGCUUCAGGUGUAUGGAGAAGAAGAAAACAAUGGUGUCUAUGCUGAUAAUGUUAAUGAUUCUACUUUCAUGGGAUUCUUGCUCUACCCAGACUUGGAUUAUGUGCCUUAGAAUGUUGUGGCAAAGAGGGAGGAAUGGCCAAGAGUCCUUUUGGAGGCAGAUAACAUUUUUCUAAUGCACCACUAGCAUGUGGUCAACACCAGAUUACACAAUGCAACUGAUGAAUUUAGGCAGACUAGUUCACACAUGCAUCUGUAUUGCUUGGAAACUGUGAGCACUUGGUAACAUGGGGGAGGUGAUCAAUUUCGAUAGAUUGGUUCACACAUGCUUCUUUAUUGUUCAGUAAUUGCAAUAUCAUGUGAUGACCUGUAUGUGUAAAUGGGCCAUUGAAGAUAUAACCCCACAAACAAAGCUUUCAUAUUACCUAAACCACAAUGCUUUUCAAUGGUGUCAGUUCAUACUUUCAACGGGCUAUCACUAAGUAUGUGGUGAUCAAGUACAGAUAAAUCAGGUGAUGUACAUGCAUGAGUGAAUCAGGCAUCAGUUUGCAGUGAUCCAAGAUAAUUAUCCAGAUUGCUGACUUUUGUAAUGAGUGCUGUUUACUUAGGGUUUGGCAAAUAGGAGUUUCGUAAAUAGGAGCCUAGGAGAUAGGAGCUUCUACUACCACAUCAAUGAUGUGGUAGUAGAAUCAUGGUUGACAUGAUGCACAGUGGUACAGUUCUGCUGCACACCACACUGGGGCCUUUGCAGACUCAUAAGCAGCCCCAAUGUUACAAAGAACGAGCAAUUGCACAAUCAGGGAACUGCAGUGACUCCCUCCGUCAUAAGUGAGAGUAACUAUGGUAGUGCUGAUCGCACAACUCCUCAUUCCCUGCAGUGUCAGGGUCUUACAAGUCCACCACAGUCCCACGCCAUGCCACACCACUGAGCAUCAUGUCAGCUAUUGUUCUGUGCUAAUAGAAGCAUGACAGCAAUUAGUGCUCGGAACAUCAUAAUAAUACCAAGGCUUUCAGAAUGUGUUCUCAUUCAGCUGAGUUGCCUUCUCAGCUGUAUUUUAAUAUAUGUCCCUGUUUCUUUAGUUUUUCUGUUUGGCUUCUCCAAGCCAGCAUACAGUAAAUAAAUAAUAUUGUUCACAGAGUUCUUUUUUUGGUGUUUCUUUUGUCCUGAAAGCAGAUUGCUCAAAGAAAAACUGAUAAAACAGAGUCUGGACCAAGUUUUGGGCAGUAUAGAAAUGUAAUAAACAAACAAACAAAUAAAUACCACGGUGUCUACAUUCGCAGUGAACCUUAGGCUAUAUGCUUCAUAUUAAUGCUUUUCAUAGCAUAUAUUGUUGCUAUUCACAAUCCAAAACUUUCAUGCUGGUUUUGUCCAUCAGCCCACCUUCCCUCACUGUUCUUUUCCCAUCCAUCACAUUAUAGAUACAGCCAUUACAAAACUGAUUUUCUUUUGAGAGAAUUCCUAUGCGUUUCCCAUGUGUUUUUACUUGUGUGUGGCAUUCACAUACCAUUUCUCUCCCCUGCCCCACCUGCACUCUCUGCCACACGCAAAGAUCUCUGGAUAGAAACUUGCCUGAUAGUCUUCCUUUAUGAUAACAAGAAAAAAAUUGUGGAAUGUUUUGUUUUCCAGACAGUUUGCCCAAAGCUAACCACAUAUCUAAAUCCAUCAGAAAUGGCCUUACUAAGAUAAAAUAUCCUAAAGGCCAUGAAACGUAAAGAGAGAAAUGUCAGUGCUGGAUUUAGUAAAACUCAAUUUAAUGUUAGAUUUGAGAGCGCUGAACACAGUCAGCACAGGAGGCCCCACUGGGCAUAGUAAUGUAAAAAUAAAAAAUAAGAACACUACACUGAAGUCCAGUAGGACUAGAGUCAAUGAAAGCCUAUCAUGAUUUUGGAGAACAAUUGAAUUAUUGAAUAAUUGUGAUGUAGAACACUAAUUAGAGCUUGCAAUGGAAGGGAAUCACACUAAUAUAGCUCUCACACUUAUUUUCUAAAACUAAGCUAUAUGGGGAACAGAACCAAAGCUCAGUGGUAGAGCAUCUGCUUUGCAUGUAGAAGGUUGCAGGUUCAGUCCCAGGAUCUCCACUCCAGGUAGGAAUAGGAAAGACUCCUGGCUGAAACCCUGGAGAGCUGGUGUCUAUCAUUUUAGCCAUACUGAGUUAGAGAGGCCAAUGUAUAAAAUAGCUUCCUAUGUACAUAAGGUUAGAAGUGAGAAUUCUAAAGCAUUGCUCUUAGCACUGAAGUAAUCUCUUCUGGCCACUAGAGGCAUGAUGAGAUCUGUCAGUCAUUCUUCAUUUCGAUCUUUGACCAAUACCAGAACACCUAAGACAAUGGUACAAUUAAACAUAUCCAUAUUAAUAACAUAUCUGUACAUUGGUUUCAACCAUUAGUGAGCAGACAUCACACUUGUAUUGCAGAACAGCAGAAUAGGCAUGAUGUGAUGUUAAUAGGUCUGUCCUGGCCAGUUAGAAUGAGUUAGAACUGUUCUGUUGUUGAAGGCUAGUGCCUGUUUGGGUAUGUUGUUCUAUGUCUUUCUCAUAAUGUGAUGUUUUAGUUUCUUAAUAAAUCUUUGCUUUUUGAACUCAA